Menidia menidia (Atlantic silverside) is the source of this 1155-nucleotide messenger RNA. The record is from the annotation of a GenBank genome assembly. NCBI's taxonomy places the organism in Eukaryota, Metazoa, Chordata, Actinopteri, Atheriniformes, Atherinopsidae.
AUGAUGAUGAUGUCUCUGAACAGCAAGCAGCCUUUCGCCAUGGCCCACACCAGCUUGCCCGAGCCCAAGUACUCGUCGCUGCACUCUUCCUCAGCCUCCACCCUGACUUCCAACGCGCCCUCGUCGUCGUGCUCGUCCUCCCGGCACAGCAGCAGCAUCAUCAGCAGCAGUGGAGCCAGCAGCUCCGAGGCGAUGCGCAGAGCCUGUCUCCCAACCCCACCGAGCAAUAUAUUCGGAGGCUUGGAUGAGAGUUUGCUGGCCCGGGCAGAAGCUCUAGCGGCGGUGGAUAUAGUCUCGCAGACUAAGAGCCACCACCACCCUCCACACCACAGUCCCUUCAAGCCGGACGCCACCUACCACACCAUGAACACGCUCCCCUGCACGUCGUCUUCCUCCUCCUCCUCCUCGGUGCCUAUUUCUCAUCCGUCCGCCCUGGCCGGCCACCACCAUCACCACCACCACCACCACCACCACCAGCCCCACCAGGCUCUGGAGGGGGACCUGCUGGACCACAUCACCCCGGGACUGGCCCUGGGAGCCAUGGCGGGGCCGGAUGGCUCGGUGGUGUCCACGCCUGCGCACCCUGCCCACAUGGCGGGCAUGAACCACAUGCACCAGGCGGCCAUCAACAUGGCCCAUGCCCACGGGCUACCGCCGCACAUGGGCAUGAACGACGUGGACGCCGAUCCCAGGGAUUUAGAAGCCUUCGCGGAGAGGUUUAAGCAGAGACGGAUCAAACUCGGGGUUACCCAGGCGGACGUGGGGUCAGCUCUGGCCAGCCUAAAGAUUCCUGGGGUGGGUUCCCUCAGCCAGAGCACCAUCUGCCGAUUCGAGUCCCUCACGCUCUCUCACAACAACAUGAUCGCUCUGAAGCCCAUCCUGCAAGCGUGGCUAGAAGAAGCCGAGAAAUCGCACAGGGAGAAACUUAACAAGCCCGAGUUGUUCAACGGCGCGGAGAAGAAGAGGAAGCGCACGUCGAUAGCCGCGCCAGAGAAGAGAUCGCUGGAGGCCUAUUUUGCCAUUCAGCCGCGUCCCUCCUCGGAGAAAAUCGCAGCGAUCGCAGAGAAACUGGACCUGAAAAAGAACGUGGUGCGGGUCUGGUUUUGCAACCAGCGGCAGAAACAGAAACGGAUGAAGUACUCUGCAUGCGUCUGA